Messenger RNA from Wasmannia auropunctata (little fire ant), 753 nucleotides. RefSeq names its product UPF0235 protein C15orf40 homolog. The transcript is spliced from 4 exons. Bases 283 to 702 code for a protein of 139 amino acids. Gene Ontology annotation, cellular component: cytoplasm. NCBI's taxonomy places the organism in Eukaryota, Metazoa, Arthropoda, Insecta, Hymenoptera, Formicidae. The record is from RefSeq and is a predicted model, not a curated record.
UAUGUAAAUCCCGAUUGUUAUUCGCGAAUUUUUCAUUUGAUUUGUGUUUCUCUGCAUUCGAAAAUAUAGUGGGUACGCGUUUUACUAUAUUUCACUAUGUUUGAGUUGGCAAUAACUUGACAUGCGCGGAAUCAUUGUGAAAACGGUGAAAACUAUUGAGAUCCAGGUUAAGAGAAUUCAAAAUAAUCGAUAUUUCAAGGCAAUAAUAGCACGAAAAUAAUCGCGUACGUGUUUAUUUUCAAUCUUGCGAACGGACGACGAACGGUCUCACACGGAAAGCGUAUGUUUACGCGGUUUAAAGGCAACUGGAGACAUUUAAUCGUCACGCGUGAAAUGUCGAAACAGCGAUCCGCGAGGAAUGCGAAGGCGCCGAAGGCGACGACCACCGCCGAUUCAUCAACGGGACCUGUGAUCUUAGAUAAAGACGGAAACGUUGCGAUUAAAAUUCAGGCCAAGCCCGGAGCGAAGUGUAACAACAUAACUGAUAUUUCUGACGAAGCAGUAGGCAUUGCAAUCUCUGCCCCACCAACGGAAGGUGAAGCCAAUGCCGAGCUCGUCAAGUAUUUAGCUUCGAUUUUUGGAGUAAGAAAAUCCAACGUGACGUUGGAUCGGGGAUCUCGAAGUCGGCAGAAGGUAGUUGUAGUGUCGGGAAUUACGACAGAUCAAGUUUUGGCGAAGUUGAAAGGAGAAAUGAAUAAUUAAAUGUACUUUAAAAAUAACAUUUUUUGUCAUUAAAUAAUUGUUCCCAAUUUA